CAAAAUGACGGUGCUGAAGGGGCAAGCUUUCCAAUCUUUGUUAUUUGGGAAGGAGAUGAUUCUGAGAAAACAAAAAAUUGGUUGGUCUCCAAGAACUGGGUUCAUUUUCUCCUUAUACCGGCACACACCCUGAUUUCUCCUUUCGGCUCCUCGAUGUUUGCACCCAGCACAAGCGAGACAAUGAGAGAGUUCUACUCUGCCAACAUCAACCUCGAAUCCUUCAGUGUUUCCAUUCUUGUUCUUCGCCACGUUUUUGGACCGUUAAUAUACGGACCGUUGAGCGAGCUCUACGGCCGUCUCAUAUUGUAUCACGUCAACUCUCUUCUAUUCGUUAUAGCCAACGUUGCUUAUUCAUUGCCGCUUUCUUUGACAAUGUUCAUCGUCUUCCGUCUCAUCACUGGCAUCGUUGGUUCUUGUCCGCCAGCUCUUCGUUAA
This is a messenger RNA of Colletotrichum orchidophilum, 435 nucleotides long. RefSeq lists its product as uncharacterized. NCBI's taxonomy places the organism in Eukaryota, Fungi, Ascomycota, Sordariomycetes, Glomerellales, Glomerellaceae. The record is from RefSeq and is a predicted model, not a curated record. Gene Ontology annotation, molecular function: transmembrane transporter activity. The transcript has 2 exons. Gene Ontology annotation, biological process: transmembrane transport. The annotation marks the transcript as partial. Gene Ontology annotation, cellular component: membrane.